CCACGUAAAUCCAUGCAUGCCACUGAUCGAAGAUGCAACGUCAAAACGGCCGUAUCGGUUUCCCCGCUCCGUCUUUUAUUCUCAAUCUUCUACGCUGACGUGUUAGCUUAAAUUGGGAGGAAGAAAUGGCCAAUCGGAUUGGCCUCAAUCUCCACCGCCGAAUUCCGAUUCCCUCAGUUGCUCCUUCCGCCGUGUGGUCCGCGAACAGUGCCAAGAGUACCCUUAAACGGUGGAGCGACGGAGGAAAACACCGGCGGCGUUUGAUUUUAGGCCUCGGAAUUUCCUUCUUCGGUCCGUUCGUGAAUAUGUCCGGUUCACUGGUUGGCGCCAAAUCCUUCGUUGCCUCUGCCAGGCAGAAAAAUGCUGUCGAAGAGAUUUUGAAGAACGUGGAGUGGCCAGAGCAAUUUCCAUUCAGGGAGGAGGACUUUCAGCGAUUUGACGAGACACCAGAUACGUAUUUCUAUGAAUCCCCACGCUUUGUCACCCACAUUGAUGAUCCAGCCAUUGCUGCACUCACCAAAUUCUACUCGGAGGUCUUUCCUCCAAGCAAUACACCCGGAGUUAGCAUGUUGGAUAUGUGCAGCAGCUGGGUCAGUCAUUUUCCAGCCGGAUACAAGCAAGAAAGAGUUGUAGGGAUGGGAAUGAAUGAAGAAGAGCUCAAACGCAAUCCGGUUUUGACGGAGUACAUUGUGCAAGACUUGAAUGUGAAUCCUAAACUCCCAUUUGAAGAUAAUUCUUUUGACGUUAUCACCAACGUGGUCAGUGUCGAUUACUUAACAAAGCCUCUAACCGUUUUCAAGGAAAUGAAUCGAGUUCUUAAACCUGGUGGCCUUGCCAUUAUGAGCUUUUCGAACCGCUGCUUUUUCACGAAAGCAAUCUCUAUAUGGACAUCAACUGGAGAUGCCGACCAUAUUAUGAUCGUUGGGUCGUAUUUUCACUAUGCCGGUGGAUUUGAACCUCCUCAGUUUCUGCAACUUCUCAUCAGGCUGUGGAUAUUUCUCCCAACCCUGGACGGUCGGAUCCCAUGUACAUCGUGUACUCGAGAAAGUUGUCAACAGCUUGAAAGUACACCAAGAAGUGAGCCUGUUGAACCGAAUCUGAUUUUUGCUGCAGUUUACUGACUAACUUGGGAAAAGAAGCCUGCCAUCGUUGAAGAGACCAACAAAGGAUCUGUAGUAUGAACUUCAUAAUCAUGUCAUUACAUGUAAACUAAGCUUCAAACAAAAAUCUUAGAAAUGUGAGAUGUCAAAAUCACUAAAACUUUUGUUAUUAUCUGAGGCAAAGUCAAUUAAUAAACAUAUAGAGAAAUGAUUCCAGAA
Molecule: messenger RNA, 1319 nt
Organism: Cucumis melo (muskmelon)
Lineage: Eukaryota; Viridiplantae; Streptophyta; Magnoliopsida; Cucurbitales; Cucurbitaceae
Exons: 8
Coding region: 126-1121 (331 amino acids)
Molecular function (GO): S-adenosylmethionine-dependent methyltransferase activity
Source: RefSeq, a predicted model, not a curated record